CUAAACUCAUAACAGUAAAAUCAGUCUGUCUCUGCAGUAAAGCAUGCUUGUUAUAUUCACUGUGGAACCUAUGGGGUUAAUCCUCUGCAUUGUGUAAAAAGGCAGUUUGAUCCUGACUUCUCUGCUCCUCCUCUUUCCACCUGAUAAAACAAACUGAACCUGUAGCCACAUGCACAUGCUCAGUUUGGUGUGUAUUGCUAGAAAGGUUUUUUUUUUUUUUUUUUCUUGGGAGAGUGCAUUUGAUCAGCACGGGGCCAAUCAGCACUGUCCAGACAGAGGUCAGGGGAUUUCCAUCCUCCUAGAGCAG
Molecule: messenger RNA, 307 nt
Organism: Staurois parvus
Lineage: Eukaryota; Metazoa; Chordata; Amphibia; Anura; Ranidae
Source: the annotation of a GenBank genome assembly